GUCAAAUACGGAAUCUUCGAGUGGGCGUGGCAAUGUUGUAUAGUGUAAUUUGGUAGUAGGCGUUCUUUGUAAUGGACGUGACUUGUAGUCUUGCAGGACGCAGGCGGACCACUGCUUGUUGAAAUGACAAGUGUUGUGCAGUUCGAGUCACUUCUGUUAUCUGACAUAAUUGUACUGUUAUAGCGUAUCACUAGACGGAAAUGCGUAAUCUUUUGCACCCCCUCGGCUUCGUGAAUCGACUGAAUCAAACCUCGCUUUGUGUGCUGAUUCGAUUCUUCCAAACAAACCCUUGGUGGUGAAACUAACUGAGCUUUAAUGCCCAUCAUAUCACACUGACACUCCGCUCAAGCACAGGGUCUCCACUUCAUCCCUAGAACCUUUCAGUGUUUUUCUUCGUGAGUGGUUUUACUUCUCACUGACCACCAACGAGAGGAUAUGAAGAAAGUCCCCGCUCUUCUGCUGCUGGAAUUGUUUACGGUUUAUCACGCUCUGGGACUCAGUCAUGAAGGCUCAGGGGCCAUCAUGUAUCCCAACAGCAACAAUGAGGUGGUGCAUGAGGAGACACAUUACACUCCAGAGUUGGACUAUAAGUAUCCCCAUUGGUGUCGAACACUUAAACUACACAAUGGGCACAUGACAUGUUCCUCCCCACGAGGUGGGAACUAUCGGAACUCCUUAGGCACACGGUGUGCUCUGUCCUGUGAACGAGGAUAUAAACUUCUGGGGCAAUCAUCUGUACAGUGCAUGUCCAGCCGCCGCUGGUCAGGUACUGCUUACUGCAGAGUGGUGCGUUGCCACGUACUUUCUCACAUCCAGCAUGGUACAUACAGCUGUAGCAGGAGCUUUUUGGUUCACUCCAGGUGCGACUACUCCUGCUUUCAAGGCUACCAGAUUGAAGGGGACCGUUAUCGUGUUUGCCAGGAAGGGGGGAGCUGGAGCGGUGCAGAGCCCACUUGUGCAGAUCAUGACCCCCCCAAACUGAAAUGUCCUUUAUCCAGAGUGAAGGUAGCAGAACCAGGAAAACUUACUGCCACAGUGUCCUGGGAACGUCCCACAGCCACCGAUAUGGCUGACACAUCAUUGCAGAUUUUACGAAAUGGACCAGAAUCAGGUUCGGAAUUUAGUGAGGGGCAGUAUGUAAUUCGCUACAAAGUCUAUGACCAGGCCCGGAACAUGGCCACCUGCAAGUUUACAGUGCAUGUUGAAGUCAGGAGAUGUCCUGUACUGAAGGCCCCUUUGCACGGAUACCUGAGCUGCUCAUCUGACGGCAAUAAUUAUGGAGCGGUGUGCGAGUAUCACUGUGAUGCUGGUUAUGAGAGGAGUGGCACCUCCACCCGAGUCUGCCUGUUCAACCGCAGCUGGUCAGAUCAAGCCCCAGAGUGCAUGUUGAUGCAGAUCAAAACUGACAUGAGGUCUGCUGGUGCCCUGCUUGACCAGUUCUAUGAGAAGAGAAGACUUCUCAUUGUGUCAACUCCAAGCGCAACUGACCAGUACUACAAGCUUCAGAACAUCAUGCUGCAGAGAGCUGGAUGUGGUCUGGAUCUUCGACAUGUGACAGUGAUUGAGUUGAUAGGAAUUCCACCUCAAGAAGUGGGCCGGAUUAAAGAACAAUUUCUAGACACUGAGGUCAUUGAGGGUCUCAGGCAGGCUCUACAGAUCACUCGAUCCUACUUCAACAUGGUGUUGCUUGAUGAACUUGGUAUAGACCGGGAACGGUUCAUUAACCCCACCACUUCAGAUGAACUCUACAAUUUCAUUGAGGAGUACCUUCUCACAGAGGAGGAGCAAGAGAGGCUGCAGCUAAACAAAGACCUUUGUGACUGAGGCAGAAAAGAUUCACUCAACAUCAACAUUAAGGGUGCCAUGAACAGCAAAGCGGUGCUUUGCAAGAAUUCUACUUUAUAAAUUUAGAUAGUGUUGCUUUCACACACAUUACAGAUGACUAUAUUGUGGCUGUGCAUCAAAAUACUGGACUUCAGGUCGAUUUUAUGGGUUGAGUUUUUACAUAAACGGAUUUCAUAA
Ictalurus furcatus (blue catfish) is the source of this 2022-nucleotide messenger RNA. It is a transcript of the gene srpx2, whose product is annotated as sushi-repeat containing protein X-linked 2. The transcript has 10 exons. Lineage: Eukaryota; Metazoa; Chordata; Actinopteri; Siluriformes; Ictaluridae. The record is from RefSeq and is a predicted model, not a curated record. Bases 436 to 1824 code for a protein of 462 amino acids.